This is a messenger RNA of Parnassius apollo (apollo), 1134 nucleotides long. Lineage: Eukaryota; Metazoa; Arthropoda; Insecta; Lepidoptera; Papilionidae. The record is from the annotation of a GenBank genome assembly.
AUGAGCGGGCGACACCAGCUACGGGUGCCGGAGGUACGUGUAAGUGCGGCGCCACAAGAUGAAUCGGACAACACGCCCACCGCCUUGCCACCACUUUCGCACUUACCCUCGCUUCAAUACCACGCCGUAGACACUCCUGGAUAUGUAGCUUCGAUGUUGAGAAUGGUGCCGGUGCUGGUGGAGGCGCGGGGGUCGCUCGCUGCUCGCUUGAGGGCGGAUCGCCCUCCGCCUCACUGGUCCUUCAGGCCAUGCCGCAACGCCGCGAAGCUCACUGAGAAUGAUAUUAAGAACGUGUUCGAGACGUUCGGUCCGAUCACGUACUGCAAGCUGGCGCAGGGCACUUCCGCGCACAAACACAAGGGUUACGGAUUCAUCGAGUACGCGACGUUAGCCGCCGCGCUGGAGGUCAUUGUGUCCAUGAACCUGUUUGACCUGGGCGGGCAGCACCUGCGCGUUGGACGCGCUAUCACGCAGCCCGCCGCGCUUGCCGGCGCCAGCACCGUGCACGUGCCCAUGCCAACUGCCGUCGCUGUAACUGCAGCCGUUGCCACCGCCAAGAUACAGGCGAUGGACGCGGUGGCGAGCAACUCGGUGGCGCUGGGACUGACCAAGCUGAACGCGCUGGGCGUGUCGCCUGCCGCCGCGCUGCCCACGCUGGCGGCCGCGCUGCCCAACUUGCCCGCCGCGCUGCCCGUCACGCUGCCUGUCACGCUGCCCGCCGCGCUGCCCGUCACGCUCCCCGCUGCUCUAGGCGCGCUGCCGGUCUUGCUCCCUGCAGCGCUGCCCGCCACGCUGCCCACCACGCUCCCCGUCGUGCCUGCCGUGCUACCGGCCGCCAUCCCGCCGCCCGGCGUCGUCAUCCCACUUCUGACACCAAUUGUUAUGAGCUUGAGACAUCAAAAGUCAGUGUCUAAUAUAAAUUCGGAAUCUGGAAUGCCAGGAGCCUUUUUUAGUUAUGAACUAUCGCCCCUUAUGGUAAAAUACACAGAAAAGGAAAGAUCUAUCGGCCAUUUUGCUACUAAUGUCUGUGCCAUUGUUGGAGGAGUAUUUACAGUUGCUGGCAUUAUUGAUGCACUCUUAUAUCACUCACUAAAUACUUUCCAAAAUAAAAUGAUGUUGGGUAAAGCUGGAUAG